This is a messenger RNA of Brienomyrus brachyistius, 6910 nucleotides long. RefSeq names its product castor zinc finger 1 (gene casz1). The record is from RefSeq and is a predicted model, not a curated record. Lineage: Eukaryota; Metazoa; Chordata; Actinopteri; Osteoglossiformes; Mormyridae. Gene Ontology annotation, molecular function: RNA polymerase II transcription regulatory region sequence-specific DNA binding; DNA-binding transcription factor activity, RNA polymerase II-specific. Bases 1 to 6129 code for a protein of 2042 amino acids. Gene Ontology annotation, cellular component: nucleus. The transcript has 20 exons. Gene Ontology annotation, biological process: regulation of neuron differentiation; positive regulation of transcription by RNA polymerase II.
AUGAGUAGGAGGGAGAAAAGAGCAGCUCUGCAGUUGGACGGCUUGGUCCACAGCAGGCCAGACGAGCUGCCUGAGCAUGGGGGUUCUCACCAUUUUGUUUUUCUUUCCCUCCCUCCCCCACAUGCCCAUCUCCCACUUGAAGCUGAAAGGGCUGUAUGCACUGAUAGGACCUCAGGAAAAUCCAAGAUGGCUGCCAAAAGAAAAGGCGGCUUGAAGCUGAAUGCUAUCUGCGCUAAGCUGAGCCGGCAGGUGGUCUACGACUCCACCUCCCAGAAUGCCGAGGAGGGGCCCGGCCUAGCAGACAGUUGCGAGAGGGGCAGCCUGUACCACGAGGAAGGUGAUCGGCCUGACGUUGACUACCUGGAGGGCCCAGGCCUCGAGGAUGACCAGCGGCGGCGCGAGGCCAUUGAGCGCUGGGUGAAUGGGGACUACGGCGAGGAGACUUCGCCGGAGGGGGCGCGGGAAAGCCCCCCCGAGGGGGUUUACAUGGUUCAGCCCAAGGGCUGCAGCGAGGAGGAAGACGACGUGGGCGAGGAGCAUGCCAGCCUGCCCGGCUCACGUAACAGCAGCUACCGCGAGGACCGCGACUCGGAAGACACGGGACCCAAAGAGGACAGCUACGCUUCCCCCGGCGAGAACCCUGGCCGCCAGGCCCCUUUCUCCUCUCCUGAGGCAGAUACCAAAAGACCUGUGGUGUCUUGCAAGGCCUCUGGUGGGGGUGUAGGCCCCCCCAGCUCAAGUCAGAGGGCAGUGAAGGGCUCUGGUGAAGGUCAGCUUCAUACCUCAGGCCAGGGGACAAUAGGUGAGGCCCAUGCUCUGCGUGACUACGCUGCCAACACCAUGAACGAGUUCCUGGGCAUGUUCGGUUACGAUGAUCAGCAGGUGCGCGACGAGCUCGCCCGCAAGAUCAGCUUUGAGAGGCUCAAGGUAGCCACCUGUGACCCAGCACCCCCUGGUGGUGAGGAGGUCUCCCGACGAGCUCGAUUUUCCAAGUAUGAGGAGUAUAUCCGCAAGCUAAAGGCGGGCGAGAGCCCCUGGCCCCUGCCCAAGGCUGAGGAGGCCGGCCCCAAGCUGGGCCAGGAGAAGGCCUCGCUGCUGCCAACCCCGAGCUGCCUGCCGGCCUCCGAAGGCCGUCUCCAUGCCUCCGAGGGCCAGGUCUACCCAGCCGGCUCCGACCACAAAGUCGGGGGCCACCUGGGGGGCCCGCCCGCCAGUCCCACACAGAUGCAGGGCCUGGCGUCACGCGCCUCCAAGUACGACUUCUUCAUCCACAAGCUGAAGAUUGGCGAGAGCCUGAGGCCGCCGAACGGCGGCGCCACCUACAGGCGGCCCUCCAAGUAUGAUCUGGAGAACGUCAAGUUCCUGCAUCUCUUCAAGCCCGGCGAAGGGAGCCCCGAUAUGGGUGGGGCCAUCGCCUUCAAGACCGGCAAGGUGGGCCGCCCGUCCAAGUACGACAUCCGAAACAUUCAGAAGCUGAUGCCCGGCAAGCCAGAGCCGGUUCUCCUCCCCAACGUGCUCCAGACACCUCCGGGCAACCCCACGGCCACCCCCCCAGGGGCCAGCGCCACCACCAGUGUGCCCGGGGAUCAGGCCGGACCGCUGGCCUUCAGUGCUGCUGACUACCUGAAGUCCAGCUUUUCCAAGACUGACUCCAUCACCACUGGAACCGUGUCCUCAGUCAAGAACGGCCUGCCACCCGAGAAACCGGUUGCCGAGGAUGGAAACCUCUACCAGAAAUACAUCGCCAGGUUUUCGGGCAGCCAGCACUGUGGCCAUGUCCACUGCGCCUACCAGUAUCGCGAGCACUACCACUGCAUGGACCCGGAGUGCAACUACCAGAGAUUCACCAGUAAGCAGGACGUGAUCCGGCACUACAACAUGCACAAGAAGCGGGACAACUCCCUGCAGCAUGGGUUCAUGCGCUUCAGCCCGCUGGACGACUGCAGUGUCUACUACCACGGCUGCCACCUCAACGGCAAGAGCACCCACUACCACUGCAUGCAGGUGGGAUGCAACAAGGUGUAUACCAGCACCUCUGACGUCAUGACCCAUGAGAACUUCCACAAGAAGAACGCCCAGCUUAUCAACGACGGCUUCCAGAGGUUCCGAGCCACCGAGGACUGCGGCACUGUGGAAUGCCAGUUCUAUGGGCAGAAGACCACCCACUUCCACUGCAGGCGACCUGGGUGCACCUUCACCUUCAAGAACAAGUGUGACAUUGAGAAGCACAAGAGCUAUCACAUCAAAGAUGACGCCUACGCCAAGGACGGCUUCAAGAAGUUCUACAAGUACGAGGAAUGCAAGUACGAGGGCUGCGUCUACAGCAAGGCCACCAACCACUUCCACUGCAUCCGCAGUGGCUGCGGCUUCACCUUCACGUCCACCAGCCAGAUGACGUCGCACAAGCGCAAGCACGAGCGCCGGCACAUCCGCUCCUCCAGCGUGCUCGGCCUGUCCUCCUCCUUUCUGGUGCCCAAGGAGGAGCCAGAGGAGUCCAGCAACGACGACCUGAUGGACUUCUCUGCACUCAGCAGCAAGAACUCCAGCCUGAGUGCCUCUCCUACUGCCCAGCACUCCUCUUCCGGGCAGCCUGUGCCGUCGCUGCCGGCCACACCUGCCACCAGCGCCACCUCCGUCUCCACAGGCCUGACCACCAAGCCCAUGCCUUCGCUCCCCGCCACGGGCCGCAUGUCCAGCCUGCUGAGCCAGGCGCUGCCUGCCAACGUGCCCGUGGCCCUGGCCCUCUCCGGCUCCAGCCCCUUCUUCCCACUCAUGCCACGCCUCCCACUGCAGCUCCCGCCCACCUCCGUGGCCACUGCCGCCGCCACCGGUACCAACACUCGCACCUCCCCCAGCGACUCCCAGAGCAGCUCCGCCCCCGGUGAGGGCAUGAACUCAGCGCCUGGCAGCUUCACCGCCACCUCCAUUGUGGAGAAGAUCUCUGCUACCAAGGGCCUAAUAUCACCCAUGAUGGCCAGGCUGGCUGCAGCAGCCCUGAAGCCUUCUGGAAAUCCAGAGACAGGGAACGGGCCGCCCGCUCCGCCGGGCCGCUUCAAUCCGGUUCAAGUGAAGCAGGAGCCCGCGGAUGGCAGUGCCGGCGCUUCCCAGGAUUCCCUGCAGGAGCACAGCCUGGAUCUGAGCAAGAAGGACCACAGUAAUGACUCAAACGGACACCCCGUACCGGGAAAUGCAUCUCUUUUAUCCUCGCUUAUGAAUAAGAUGUCUCAUGUGAACUCAGGCUUGUUUGGCUCGCUGAACCUGAAGACGGACUCGGAGGGCGCCCUGGGGUCCGACGGCUCCGAGGCGAUGCAGUACCUGAGCCACAUCAUGAAACGACCCCAGCAGGACAAGCCUGUGGAGCUGUGGAGGACAUACCUGCGCAGGUUUGGUACAGAGGACUUCUGUGAGACCCACUGUGACUUCCUGCGCAAGGUUCACUUCCACUGCCUGGUAGAGGACUGCGGUGCUCUCUUCAGCACGGUCGACGGGGCCAUCAAGCAUGCCAACUUUCACUUCCGGGCGACCAUGAAGGUGAAGUCAGAGCCCCACUUCGGCGAGAACAAGGAGCCAGGGGAGGGCGCCCCACCUCAGCCAUCUGUGCCCAUUUCCAUGGCCGCCAUCGCCACCACGGAGGCGGCAGGCUUCUGCUCGUCUGCAUCUCCCUCACUGCUGGCCUGGAAGCAGCUAGCGGGUGCCGUGCCUCCACUGCCUGCCGCUGCUGCCCCCCUGGCCACCACCUCACUGGAGAAUGCCAAGCCCCAGGUCAAGCCGGGAUUCCUGCAGUUCCAGGACAAUGACCCCUGCCUGGCCACAGACUGCAAGUACUCCAACAAGUUCCACUUCCACUGUCUGUUUGGGAACUGCAAGUAUGUGUGCAAGACUUCGGGGAAGGCAGAGUCACACUGCCUGGACCACAUCAACCCCAGCAACAACCUAGUCAACGUGCGUGACCAGUUCUCCUACUACUCACUGCAGUGCCUCUGUCCCAAUCAGCACUGCGAGUUCCGGAUGCGCGGCCACUACCACUGCCUGAGGCCUGGCUGCUUCUUCGUCACCAACAUCACCACCAAGCUGCCGUGGCACAUCAAGAAGCACGAGAAGGCGGAGCGCCGAGCCGCCAAUGGCUUCAAGUACUUCACCAAGCGCGAGGAGUGCGGCCGGCUCGGCUGCAAGUAUAACCAGGUGAACAGCCACUUCCAUUGCAUCCGGGAAGGCUGCCUCUUCUCCUUCCUCCUGAAGCACCAGAUGACGUCUCACGCCCGCAAGCACAUGAGGAGGAUGCUGGGAAAGAACUUCGACCGCGUCCCCUCCCAGGUGGUACCUCAUGCCCACAGGCCAGAUGAGAUGCAGAACAUGGCAAGCCUGUCGGCGGGCGCUGGGGGGGACCGGCCCAGCAUCUCGGGCCUGACAGAUGACGGAGACGAGUAUAUGGACUACCUGGGCGGCGGCAGCCCGCUCGGCCUUUCCUCCGAGUCGUCCAACCAGGACCGCAGCUGCACCAGCACCCCAGGGGGCAACGACAGCUCCCCGGCAGGAUCAGGCUGCCAGGUCCCUGCUCCUGCUGCCAUCGCCCCCGCUGACACUUCCGCUACCCACAAUGCACCUCCUCCACCGCCACCUCCUCCUCUUCCUCCACCUACUCUGCUACCUCCACUGCAGCCCACGGCCUCGCCUUUCCCCCCGGCCCUGCUACGGCCACCCCUCCCCUCGCUGCCAUACCUCCUCUCUCCAUCCUGUCUGUCAUACUCUCUGCUCAGCGCCUCCCUCGGAGCCACCCGGGGUGUUGUCAUGCCGACCAACACGCCGGCGUUCAGUCCGAUCGUUGCCGCGCCGUCUCCGGUUAAAAGCGACGUCCCUAUAGUGCAGGAUGCCGCAGGAAACACCAUCUCCAUCCCGACGGCGACUGGGGCCAAGAAGCGCUUCUGGAUCAUCGAGGACAUGUCGCCCUUUGGGAAACGCCGCAAGACACCAUCUUCACGCAAGAUGCUGGACGAGGGCAUGAUGCUGGAUGGCUUCCGGCGUUACGACCUCUACGAGGAUUGCAAGGACGGCGGCUGCCAGUUCUCACUGAAAGUGACGCAUUACCACUGCACGCGGGAGAAUUGUGGCUACCGCUUCUGCGGCCGCACGCACAUGUACAAGCACGCGCAGCACCACGACCGCGUGGACAACUUGGUGCUGGACGACUUCAAGCGCUUCAAGUCGUCGCUCAGCUGCCACUUCCCCGACUGCCAGUUCUCAGGGAACAGCACGCAUUUCCACUGCCUGCGCUGCGGAUUCCGCUGCACGGACAGCACCAAGGUGACGGCGCACCGCAAGCACCAUGGCAAGCAGGACGUCAUCAGCGCCGCCGGCUUCUGCCAAUUCAGCUCCAGCACCGACUGUGAGGUGGCCGACUGCAAGUACAAGCUCAAGUGCUCGCAUUUCCACUGCACGUUCCCUGACUGCAAGCACACAGUGGUGGGCAUGUCGCAGAUGGACUCGCACAAGCGCAAGCACGGCAAGCAGGAACGCGGUGAGCUGCAGGCCCUUUCACCCGGGAGGGACGCCCACAUGACCCCCUCCAUGCCACCGCCUGGUGUGGCCACGCCUGGCUCCGGGCCCCACUGCAUCCCACAGCACCGUCCCGGCGCCUUCCUCCCAUCGACCAGCGACCCUGCAGCACUUGAUGGCUCCGCCCCCACCUCCGGUAUCAGCCUGGAUAGCUCCCUGACGCUAGGUGCAGACACCGGGGCCUCUCUCUUCUUCCUCAAGAACACAGCCGGUCUUGGUCUGAGCGACUCGCUGGACCUGAGCUGCACGAUGCAGCGUAGGCCACUGGGGACGCCCUCCACGAUCGCCGCCACUCACCCCGGCCCACGCGGCCCGCCCCGCCCCCACCAUGACGCCGAGGACGAUCUCUCACCCGAGGAGGAGAUGAACGUGGAGGAUGAGGAGGAGGAUGAGGAGGAGGAAGAUGAGGACGAGGAGGAUGAGGAGGGCGAGGAAGACCUGAAUACAGACUCGUACGAAGAUUCUAUCCCCGAGCCGGAAGGCAUGGACGGGGAGAAGGACAGCAGAGUGGGUUUCGAUGCCCCCGUGAACCACGUCAGCGCGUCCCCCGUGGAGCAGGGCGAGGCGGAACUGUGAGGCACCCGAGCUGAAGCAGGAUCCAGCGGGAUACGAACAAACAGGACCUGCGGCCUUGUGUGUCACGCCAGGGGCUGGCGCCGAGAACGAGGCGGCAACACGUCCCUCAGCGAUCCGCGCUCAUGUUUACAAGAUGACCAACGUUAUUCGUUUUAGUAUGCAUACAGAAAAACAAACGGAAGACCUGCCCAAUGAGGCGCUUUUACACGUGGGUGCAGAACGUCGAUGUUUUCUUACACUUCGCUCUUUCUUGUGUGCGUGCAUGUUUGAAUUUAAUUUAUUUUUCUUUUGUUUGUUACUUUUUUCAUGUGUGGUAAAAACACCAUAAGAAAAAAACAUUUAUCAUAAUAUAUGUAUAACUAUAUACAGUAGGUGUGUGGAUAUCGAUAUACAAAGGGAACUGUAAGUGUGCGGUCAUUACACAAACUGCUAAACCCUUUCUACCUGUUAAAGGGAAAUCACUGUACAAAUAUAUAUAGGGGAGAUUUAUUAAAGAGGAUGCGGUAGAAUAAUGAAAUUUAAUUGAAAAACGCAAUGCAUUAUUGUUAUUAUCAUUACUAUUACAGUGCAGGGUUUCCGCACUAGUGCUCUGACGUUCCGGCAGUCGCUGAAAGCUGGUUCUCCGUUCCGUGCUCCCCUGCUUAGACACGCUCUCUGUCUCAGAUCCCCGGCGCGGCGGGACCCGUUUACCCCGCAGCCAGUGCCGGCUAGUAGCGUUCCCUCGAUCAGGGCGGACAGAAGUUUGGGCAGAGUCACUAACACACACACCCAAGGGGGGGGG